This is a messenger RNA of Drosophila busckii, 1087 nucleotides long. RefSeq names its product membrane-associated progesterone receptor component 1 (gene MSBP). Lineage: Eukaryota; Metazoa; Arthropoda; Insecta; Diptera; Drosophilidae. The coding region runs from base 210 to 806 and encodes 198 amino acids. The record is from RefSeq and is a predicted model, not a curated record. The transcript has a single exon. Gene Ontology annotation, cellular component: membrane; endomembrane system.
UUUUUAUAAAAGCGAGCCCACAACAUAUAGUGAAGUAAAUAGGUAGAUUCGUAUGUCUGCUUUGUAAUUUACAUCUCAUACAUAUAUACAUACAAACGAACUACAUAUAAGGCGCACCAAAACGCACGCGAAAAAAAAUUGUACAAAGUUCAAACGAAGCAUUUUAUCUGCAAGGCAACAGCAACAACGCAGUCGAAAACACAUUGAAGAUGGAAAAUACAGUGGACGCUGAUGCAACAGCCGCGCAGGCGGAAUCUUCGUAUUUGGCCGGUGUAUUGCGUGAGAUAUUUUACAGCCCCAUGAACCUGGCGCUAGUGUCCAUCAUCUGUUUUCUGGUCUACAAAAUAAUACGUGAUCGCACCGAAAGCAUAAGAGACGUACCACAGGCACAGGCAGAGCCGGAGCUGCCGAAACUGCGUCGUGACUUCACCGUGAAGGAGCUUCGUCAUUACGAUGGUAAUCAACCAGAUGGUCGAGUGUUAGUUGCAGUCAAUGGCAGUGUUUAUGACGUCACCAAGGGAAAACGCUUUUAUGGACCGGGCGGACCAUAUGCUACCUUUGCUGGACGCGAUGCAUCACGAAACUUGGCCACAUUCAGCGUUGUUGCCAAUGAAAACGAAAACUACGAUGAUCUCAGCGACCUUGGCGCCAUGGAAAUGGACACUGUGCGCGAUUGGGAAAUGCAAUUCAAGGAGAAAUACGAAUAUGUGGGUAAACUGCUGCGUAAUGGUGAGCAGCCAAACACCUACGAUAACGACAGCGACAAAGAUGAUGAAACUGCUGCGGAUAACGACAAGGAGGAAUAGUGUAGGUCACAGUGGAACGCAUAUGUAACGAUGACAAGCACAAAACUUAUAGCACACUUGAUUUUAUAAUGAAAUAAAACUCGUUCAAGUGUCGAGCGAAAGUUUUGCAAUGUUAUUACAUUCCCCCACCACUUAACAUACACAAACACACACACCCACUCACUCACACACACAUAAUGGCGUCUAAAGCUGUCAAAACAUUUAGCCUUUAAUGGAUUAAUACCUUCUAAGAUUUAUAUGUAUAUUUGUUGAACCAAAUACUAUUGUUGGUAUAAAAAAAA